Molecule: messenger RNA, 423 nt
Organism: Aspergillus piperis CBS 112811
Lineage: Eukaryota; Fungi; Ascomycota; Eurotiomycetes; Eurotiales; Aspergillaceae
Product: GFA family protein
Exons: 4
Coding region: 1-423 (140 amino acids)
Molecular function (GO): carbon-sulfur lyase activity
Source: RefSeq, a predicted model, not a curated record
AUGCAAUCCUAUCCCGGUUCCUGCUUCUGUCAUAAAAUCACCUAUAAACUUAACCUCUCAUCACCAGACGACGCCCGCACGUCCCUCUGCCAUUGUCGCAGCUGCAAGAAAGCUUUCGGAACAAACUACGGUCUAACCGCCAAGGUCCCCAAGGAUGCUCUUCAGAUCACAUCUGGCACGCUUAAGGAGUAUGUGGGCGAUAAUGGGUCUGGGAGUAUGAUCCAUCGCGAGUUUUGUGGGGAUUGUGGGAGUUAUAUUUGCGAGUAUGGGGAUGCGGUCAAGAAUGAUUUCCGGUAUAUUUGUGUAGGGACCUUGGAUGAUCCGGAGGUGUUGCCACCCAAAGGGGAGUUCUUCUGUCAGAGUAGGGUUCGUUGGAUGCCUGAGAUUCCGGAUGUUUUCCACAAAAGCAAGAUAAAGGAGUGA